UGAGGUUAAUAUAAAAAUAAACAAGUUUAUGUAAUGAUUAAGUGAUCGCAGAUAUAUAUAUUAAAAAUAUUUUAGAUAAUUUCGAAAAAAAACUAUUUGAUAAAUAUAUAUUUCAACUUUAAACUAAAUGGUCUUUAUUGCGUGUUCAUUAUAUCUUAAAAAAAAUAAUGCGUGGUAUAUACUCAAAUUUCAAAUCACACAAUAUAAAAAAAAUGUGGAGGAGUAUAAAAUAAACAUAUUAGAAAUAAAUUGCCUUCUGCGUUGUUUUCUUUGUUUUGUUUCCAUGGAUACGUGUAAAACCAUAUGAUUUGUGAAUUCCCACAAAGUAUUGUUAAAAUCAGCAAAGUUUCAAAACCCUGCCCGAAAAUAGGAAUAAUGCCUCAUUGUUUCGCUCCCUUUUAUCUCAAUGGAGCUAUGCGUAAAACGCGUUUUGUACUUUCGAAAAGUUUACAUUACCGAAGUGUAGAACAAAGAAAAUUAGCGCAAGAGCAAAUAUUAAGAAAAUUAAUAAAUUCGCUAGGAGUCUGUAAACUUAUGAAAAUUCAUUGAACGCAAAAAUUAUUUCAAAAAAAUUCAAAAAAUAAAGUAGUGUAUAUAUCGCCUAGAAAGUAACCAAACUGAAUUUUUACAAGCCAAUAGACAUGGCUCAAAAUAUUAGUCCCGAACAUGGCGGCGGCAUAUCCGGAUCGACAGGAAUUAAGCACAACGAUGAUUCUGUAACUAUUAAAGAUAAUCACGCUGUGAGUAAAAGGCUGCAAAAAGAGCUUAUGUCUCUAAUGAUGACAACUGAAAAGGGCAUUUCGGCAUUUCCCGACGGCGAGAAUAUAUUUAAAUGGAUCGGUACUAUAACAGGACCUAUUAAUACGGUCUAUACCCAGCAAAAAUAUCGCUUAUCUUUGGAAUUUCCAAAUUCUUAUCCUUACGCUCCACCCGUAGUAAAAUUCCUAACGCCCUGUUUCCACCCCAACAUUGAUCUUCAAGGCUCUAUAUGUUUGGAUAUACUAAAAGAUAAAUGGUCGGCUCUAUACGACGUGCGCACAAUACUUUUAUCGAUACAGUCUUUGCUGGGUGAACCGAAUAUUGACAGUCCCUUGAAUGCAAAUGCGGCUAUGAUGUGGGUUGAUCAGACAGAGUACAAAAGGUAUCUCGAUGCCUUUUAUGAAAAACAUAGAGACACAUAAAUGAAAGAACGCCACCAACUUUAACAUCACAAACAUUAAGGAAUUAUUUAUGUGAAAACGUUUUAUUUAGAAUGGACUCCAAUUCGUUGGUGGUCGCUCACAUCUUGCAUAUAGUGGAUUUUCAAUUUUUUCCAUCCUAAUUUUCGGCAUAU
Messenger RNA from Glossina fuscipes, 1333 nucleotides. RefSeq names its product ubiquitin-conjugating enzyme E2 C (gene vih). Bases 642 to 1181 code for a protein of 179 amino acids. The record is from RefSeq and is a predicted model, not a curated record. The transcript has 2 exons. NCBI's taxonomy places the organism in Eukaryota, Metazoa, Arthropoda, Insecta, Diptera, Glossinidae.